GCAAAAAACAGUGACUGGAAGGGUGAGACGGGGGUAGUGGGGCAUUUGUAUGAGGCUGUUGAACAGCAGGGCGACGUUGCUCGUAUGUUCGCCGGUCGAUCGUGUCGGAUCGUUUAUGUUCGUUACUUGUUUUAGGAUUUCAAGCGCGAUUAUGGAAACCCUGUUGGUCUGAUCUACGACGCUCAUGUCCGCAAUGACUCCGAUUACUGAAGUGACAUCCUUGAAUCUACAUGCUUCACGAGCCCUUUAGAGAAGAUCCUGUGCGCGUGUCGUUGCGUUCGGAGACCGGUAUUAUUUCCUCGUCAGGGAUGUAACGCUAAACGGACUUUACUCACACGCACCAAAGGGCCCGAGUGACCCAAGUGUAGCUCUCACCUGGGGGAGGACCAUCACCCCUUCAUUCUUAUCAUCCCUCACCCUUAAGCCCCCACACCGAAGCAGCCAUGGCGCCACGGAAACGCGGGGGCGGAGGGCACGGCACGUCCUUCCUCUUCUGCUGCUUCCAGAGCAAUGACCACCCAGAGAUCACCUACCGCCUGCGGGAGGACUUCGCCUUGCAGGCGUUGGAGCCUGCCCUGCCCAUCCCCAGUUAUGAUGAGCUGGAUGCCAUGUUCUCUGAGCUGGUGGAUGAGCUGGAUCUCACAGAGAAGCACAGAGAGGCCAUGUUUGCCUUACCAGCUGAAAAGAAAUGGCAGAUAUACUGCAGCAAGAAAAAGGAACAAGAGGAGAAUAAAGGUGCUACUAGCUGGCCAGAGUUCUACAUUGACCAGCUUAGUUCAAUGGCAGCUAGGAAGACAGUCUUGGCCUUGGAGAAAGAAGAAGAAGAAGAACGUAACAAGACCAUUGAAAGCCUUAAAACGGCACUACGGACACAACCCAUGAGGUUUGUAACACGUUUCAUUGACCUGGAUGGCCUGACAUGCAUCUUAAACUUCUUGAAGAGUAUGGAUUAUGAGACCACCGAGUGUCAGAUCCACACCUCGCUCAUCGGCUGCAUCAAAGCUCUGAUGAACAACUCUCAGGGCCGUGCCCACGUUCUCUCACACACGGAGAGCAUCAACAUCAUCGCCCAGAGUCUGGCUACCGAGAACAUCAAGACUAAAGUGGCGGUGCUGGAGAUCAUGGGUGCUGUUUGUUUGGUGCCUGGGGGUCACAAGAAGAUUCUAGAGGCCAUGCUGCACUAUCAGAAGUUCGCCUGUGAACGAACGCGGUUUCAGACAUUGCUGAAUGACCUGGACAGAAGUACAGGUCGAUACCGGGAUGAGGUCAGCCUGAAAACAGCCAUUAUGUCCUUCAUCAAUGCAGUGUUAAGCCAGGGAGCUGGUGAAACAAGCCUUGAGUUCCGGAUUCAUUUGCGAUACGAGUUCCUCAUGUUGGGGAUUCAGCCCAUCAUUGACAAACUCAGGUCACAUGAAAACUCCACUUUAGACAGGCACUUGGAUUACUUUGAGAUGCUCAGAAACGACGAUGAACUAACUUUAUCGAAACGCUUUGAGUCUCUUCAUAUAGACACAAAGAGUGCUACACAGGUUUUUGAGCUUGUACGGAAGAAGCUGGCCCACACGGAUGCGUACCCGCAUUUCAUGUCUGUUCUUCACCAUUGCCUGUUUAUGCCACAUAAAAGAAGUGGGAACACAGUGCAGUACUGGCUGUUGUUGGACCGUAUCGUCCAGCAGAUGGUUUUGCAGAACGACAGAGGUCAUGACCCUGAUGUGACCCCGUUAGAAAACUUCAACGUGAAGAAUGUGGUUCGAAUGCUUGUCAACGAAAAUGAGGUCAAACAGUGGAAGGAACAGGCGGAAAAAAUGCGUAAAGACCACCAUGAGCUUCAGCAGAAGAUGGAGAAGAAAGAGCGAGAGUGUGAUGCUAAAACGCAGGAGAAGGAGGAAAUGAUGCAGACGCUCAACAAGAUGAAAGAAAAGUUAGAGAGAGAAAUGGGGGAACAUAAACUGGUCAAACAGCAGGUGGCAGGACUGACGGCCCGACUACAUGACCUCAGCACGAAACAGAUAGCCAGUGUUCCUGGAGGUCCUCCUGUCCCUGGUCCUCCAGGCGGACCUCUCCUGCCCCCUCCACCAGUUGGUAUGAUGCCUCCUCCACCACCCCCUCCACCAGGAUGUGCUAUGAUGCCACCACCUCCACCACCACCCCCUGGUGGUCCUCCACCACCUCCUGGACGGCCUCCUUUUGCCAUGGCUCCGCCUCCACCAGGAGCACCUGUGGGACCGUCCUUGAAGAAGAAAAGCAUUCCUCAGCCGACGAAUCCAUUGAAGUCCUUCAACUGGGCCAAGCUGUCUGAGAGCAAACUCGAGGGCACAGUGUGGGCAGAAGUUGAUGACAGCAAAGUUUUCAAAAUCCUUGACUUGACGGACAUUGAGAAGACUUUCUCUGCAUACCAGAGGCAACAGGACUUCUUUAUGGUCAAUAACACCAAGCAGAAAGAGACUGAGGACGAUGUCCUGAGUUCCAAAAAAGUCAAAGAGCUCUCUGUCAUCGAUGGUCGACGCGCACAGAACUGCAACAUCCUUCUCUCACGAUUGAAACUUUCCAACGAGGAAAUAAAGAGAGCUAUUUUGACUAUGGACGAACAGGAAGAUCUGCCUAAGGACAUGCUGGAGCAGAUGUUGAAGUUUAUCCCGGAGAAGUGUGAUGUGGACCUGCUGGAGGAGCAUAAACACGAGCUGGAUCGCAUGGCAAAGGCAGACCGUUUCCUCUAUGAAAUGAGCAGAAUAAACCAUUAUCAGCAAAGGUUACAGUCUCUGUACUUUAAGAAGAAGUUUGCUGAGAGGAUUUCGGAGAUCAAACCCAAAGUUGAAGCUCUGAGCAAGGCCUCAAAAGAGGUUUUUCACAGCAGGAAUCUCAAGCAGUUGCUGGAGGUGGUGCUGGCGUUCGGCAAUUACAUGAACAAAGGGCAGAGGGGCAAUGCAUACGGCUUCAAAAUCUCCUCACUCAACAAGAUUGCAGACACUAAGUCCAGCAUUGACAAGAAUAUCACUCUUCUACACUACCUGAUCACCAUUCUGGAAAAGAAGUACUCGAAAGUCAUGCUCUUCCCGGAGGAGCUGCAGAAUGUGCCGGAAGCUGCCAAAGUCAACAUGACUGAAAUGGAGAAGGAGAUCAAUAAUCUCCGCAGUGGUUUAAAGAGCGUAGAAAGCGAGUUAGAAUAUCAGAGCAAUAGUCCUCAGCAGUAUGGAGAUAAGUUUGUGUCUGUGGUCAGCCAGUUCAUCACGUUGGCCAGUUUCAGUUUCACUGACGUGGAAGACUCGCUCAACGAGGCUAAAGAACUGUUCUUAAAGGCAGUCAAUCACUUUGGUGAAGAUGCGAGUAAGAUGCAGCCUGAUGAGUUCUUCGGGAUAUUCGACCAGUUCUUGCAGUCCUUUGCAGAAGCCCGUCAGGAGAACGAGAACAUUCGAAAACGCAAAGAGGAGGAGGAGCGCAGGGCACGCAUGGAGGCUCAGCUCAAAGAACAGAGAGAAAAGGAGAGAAAGGCCCGAAAAGCCAAAGAGAAUGGAGAGGACGACGGGGGCGAGUUUGACGACCUGGUGUCUGCUUUGCGUUCCGCAGAGGUUUUCGAUAAAGACCUGUCAAAGAUGAAACGCAACCGCAAGCGCAUCAACAGCUCGACGUCAGACACCGGCAGGGAGCGUCCCAUAACCAAGCUUAACUUCUGAACAGCCGCUGAGUUUAAGUACAGAGAGAGAUUAUCAGGAUCCACUUCAUUACAACCAACCAUCAUGAUGAAUGUCUGGGGAAAUCCUCACAUCAAACACAGUACUGGCCAGAGAAAGCGUGUUUACCCAAAGACAGUCAUUUUAUCAUGAGCUUCAAGUCACUGAUGGAGGACCUGUUUGGAAGCAGAGAGAAAGGACUCCAAUAUAUUAAGAACAUGGCUGCCAAAUGAACCUAAUUUAAUGAGAAACUUUGUAAAGAGUGCUGGAGCGUGUUUCCUCGGUGCUGGAGCCACCAGGAAUCACAAGACUGUAUCCGGUUAAAUGGGAUUUUAACCAAAUAUUAAGAUGAAAGAUUUUACCCACCCCUUUUACCUUACUGGAACGAAACAAAGCGCCAAUAUUACAACACUGACUUCAGCAUGCCAAACGUCACAAUGAACUCUUCCACUUCUAGCUUUUGAUGCAUUAAGGUCGGAAUGGAUAUUUUAAAAAGGCUUAUACCACGGGGCUUGAAUGCUUCAAUCUGAUUGGUCUAUGGGAAUACUUUCAGUAAAUGCACAACUAUUAAUGUGUUCCAGGUCUGCUGACAGCCCCACAUCACUUGGCCCAGUUUAAACAGAAAGGUUAUAGUGUAGCCUACAGGCCAUUACCGAACACAGCACCCUGAUCUUCAUCUGACGUAUGUCAGACUUUACUGUUAAUUAUUAGCGUGUGCAAUAAUAAACAAAGCAUUUCAAAAACUAUACAGAAAUACAUUUACUGAAAUCAAAUCAAUAAAACAACUCAAUUGAAAACCAAAAUGCAUUAAUAAACCCUGAUAGCCUGGUUCGUUUUCCUCUUCAUGAUGCUUACAACUGAUAACGAAUAUAAUUUGACCUACUCUUUCAAACCAUGCGUGAUUCUUUUACUGCUGAUGGUUAAAACAAUACGAGGAAUAAAUCAUUAUUAUCACCGUCUUUUCUGUCGCAUGUCUCGUUUCGGAAGGCUGCGUCCUCCGGAGGUCUCGUUAUAAAAGCAGGGAGGACACUCCGUAUGCACCCUUCUAACGCGACCUACUUUCACGAGAAUUCGGAGGACACAUGAACAGUAUCCUUCCUUCCUAAAGAUAACCCACAAUUCUUUGCGUCGGCCAACGUCUGUUAUUUGAAUAAUCGACUGCACCUUCAAUCCAAUAUGUGGUGUUUAAAUGUUAACAGUUUACUAUUUGUGUCACGAUUUUUAAACUUAGCAGGCAUAUAAACAGGUUGUCAUUUUUUAACGUUUAAAAACAGACAUUUUUUUAUAGUUCUUGAGCUCUUUUGGCAUUGUAUAGGGUAGAAAGUGACCAACUUUUUACCUCUUAAAUCGUGUAGAAAUCAUUUGAACCAAUCUGACGGGUGUGUGAGUGCAACGUGUUGUCAUAGCAACGCGGUACUUCCGGUUUCCUUUUCUGCAAGUAUGUCCUACGAAGGACCACUCCUUUGAAUACUCCUAUAGCGCAUAGGAGGAUACCUCUGGAGGACGCAAGGACGCAGUCUUGCGAAACGAGACACAAGCUUCCGAGUCCGUUCGCUAAACAAAGUAGUACUAUCAACAGCAUUUUAGAGACGAUAACAUGAUAAACGUUGAAAUUAAACAUUGAACAAUGUCCUGUGGAGUGGUACCCGUGGUAUAAGCAGAAUAAUUGACUCCGUUCAAUUAUUCGAAAGUAAUGCACGCCCGAGGUGUAACGGCCACGGCGGUGUGCAUUAACUUUCAGUAACGGCCCGUCGUCAUUUGUUCCUUACAUAAUGUCAAGUGGAAAUAUGUUACACUUUUGUAAAUAUGUCACUGAAUACUUGUUAUGCGACUGCGCUACAAGGGUCCUGAAAAUACACAUUAUUUUACUUACAUUCAUAUUUUACUGACGUCAAGAACCAGGUCUGCGGGUAGCUCAUUGCAGAAAAGCCCUUAUAGAAGAUGACUGUUUGUUAUAUGCUGUACAAGCGAAUUGGAAAUGACUUUUUAAGGUUUUUAGGGGCCACCGCGGGUCCCCGUGUUGUCUUAAACACUGUGGACGGUCAUUGUACAGAUUCUAUGCAGUUUCUGAUGUCAAGUGCUGGUCUGUUUGAGGACUUUUCACGUGAAAUAUAGUCGUAUUUAAAGUGAUCUGCAAGUAACUGAAUCAAGGCAAUACUUCCCCUCUUGUUCUUCCUUUCUGUCUUGAGUCCCUCCAGGCUUUUUGUAAUCUGCAAACUAGUUGUAAGGUGUGACAGAGUUUCCUUUUUCAGUGUAAAUACCUCGAUUGGACUUUUCUAAUUUAAGAAAAACACAGCCUUCCAUUGGGAGAGGAAUCUUAACAGAAUAAAUGGAUGAGUUAAGUUAUUUUUGCUUCUGUUUUUGCCUUCAUUUUCAGUUGACAAAGCGCUGAUUUAAAUAACCCCUUAUUUGAUGGUUAUGUAACUAACAUGAUGAAGAAAUGUUUUAUUAAAACGCAUGUGUUCACAGA
Triplophysa dalaica is the source of this 6138-nucleotide messenger RNA. It is a transcript of the gene daam1b, whose product is annotated as dishevelled associated activator of morphogenesis 1b. Bases 444 to 3671 code for a protein of 1075 amino acids. Gene Ontology annotation, molecular function: actin binding; small GTPase binding. Lineage: Eukaryota; Metazoa; Chordata; Actinopteri; Cypriniformes; Nemacheilidae. Gene Ontology annotation, biological process: actin cytoskeleton organization. The transcript has 26 exons. The record is from RefSeq and is a predicted model, not a curated record. Gene Ontology annotation, cellular component: stress fiber.